Messenger RNA from Canis lupus familiaris (dog), 2736 nucleotides. It is a transcript of the gene DEUP1, whose product is annotated as deuterosome assembly protein 1. Gene Ontology annotation, cellular component: centriole; deuterosome. The transcript is spliced from 15 exons. Gene Ontology annotation, biological process: de novo centriole assembly involved in multi-ciliated epithelial cell differentiation; centriole replication. The record is from RefSeq and is a predicted model, not a curated record. Lineage: Eukaryota; Metazoa; Chordata; Mammalia; Carnivora; Canidae. Bases 347 to 2185 code for a protein of 612 amino acids.
UGAGCGGUGGGGAACCGGCGCAGUGAGAUUAGCCUCGGUGCGUCCGUCCGGCCGGGCUGUGGUUCCGACGCCGCGGUCCUCGCCUCGCUGCUCCCCGAGCCUCUGGUCCUCGGUCUGGGAGGGCCGGAGCCCGCAGUCUCCCUCCUCCUCCUCCCUCUCGGAGGCUGUUUCGUUGACUUUGAUGUAGUGACUCGGGAGUUGAAGUUCUCUUCGAUCCUUCCAUGUCAUUUUUUAAUUAACACUUUGUGGCUGGGAUAAACGUGUUCCUCCUUCCUCUUUCUUGAAGGCAGGUACCAACAUCCAGAUUAAAAAUCAAGAAACAAACCAGAUACAGCAAUUUCUUGACAUGGAGAACCAAGCCCAUAAUACAAUGGGAGCUUCUCCUUGUGAGGCCGAACUUCAGGAAUUAAUGGAACAAAUUGACAUCAUGGUAAGCAACAAAAAAUUGGAUUGGGAAAGGAAAAUGCGGGCUUUGGAGACACGAUUAGAUCUUCGGGAUCAAGAGUUGGCAAAUGCACAGACUUGUUUGGAUCAGAAAGGUCAAGAGGUGGGGUUACUUAGACAGAAGUUGGAUAGUCUGGAAAAAUGUAACUUGGCAAUGACGCGAAAUUAUGAAGGACAACUGCAAACCCUAAAAGCUCAAUUUUCCAAACUGACGAAUAGCUUUGAAAAACUGAGGCUACAUCAGAUGAAACAAAGUAAAGUUCGGCGAAAGGAGUCACCACACCUCAAAGAAGAAAUACCCUUUGAGCUGAGCAAUUUGAACCAGAAAUUAGAGGAAUUUAGAGCAAAGUCAAGAGAAUGGGACAAGCAAGAGAUACUAUAUCAGACUCAUCUGGUUUCUUUAGAUGCUCAACAAAAAUUAUUAUCUGAGAAGUGUAAUCAAUUUCAGAAACAGGCACAAAGUUACCAAACUCAACUAAGUGGUAAAAAACCAUGCACAGAAGACAGCAGCUCAGAAGAUCCUCGGUUGAUGUGUGAACCAGAUCACAGUUGCGAAACCAGUGAAAGAGAUGAGUUCAUUAUUGAAAAACUAAAGUCAGCUGUGAGUGAAAUAGCAUUCAGCAGGAAUAAGUUACAGGAUGAAAACCAGAAGCUCUUACAAGAACUGAAGAUGUACCAAAGACAAUGCCAGGCCAUGGAAGCAGGACUCUCAGAGGUGAAAAGUGAGUUGCAGUCACGUGAUGAUCUCUUGAGAAUUAUUGAAAUGGAACGAUUGCAGCUGCACAGAGAAUUAUUAAAAAUAGGAGAGUGCCAAAAUACUCAAGAAAAUAAAAAAAGAGUUGAAUCCUCUUAUUCACCUUCUACUAAAGAACUAGAAAGGAAAAGGAAAGAGCUGUUCUCAGUGACCCUAGAUCAACAAAAUCAUGAAAAAGAAUUGAAUAAGAUAAGAAGCCAACUCUAUCAGGAGGAAGAGUACCAUGGCUCUGAGCAGGAAAGAAUGAGGAAUGAAAUCUCUGACCUAACAGAGGAGCUCCAUCAGAAGGAGAUCACUAUAGCAACUAUCAUGAAGAAAGCUGCCCUUCUGGAAAGACAGCUAAAAAUGGAGUUAGAAAUAAAAGAAAAAAUGUUAGCAAAACAACAGGUCUCAGAUAUGAGAUAUAAAGCUGUCAGAACUGAAAACACACAUCUGAAAGGAAUGAUGGGCGAUUUAGACCCUGGACAGUACAUGACAAGUGAAAUUACUGAUGUUAAGAGUAUGGACUUCACUAACAGGGAACAUUCAAGGCAUACAUCUAUUAACAAACUAGAAUAUGAGAAUGAAAGGCUCCGAAAUGAUCUUGCAAAACUUCGUGCCAAUGACAAAUCAGCAUGGGCUAACCAAAAUACCUAUGAAGAAAUGGGACGAUACACCUAUCAAAACCAAAUAAAAAUGGAAAAACAUGAAGAUAGACUUAGCCAAGAUCGUGAGCCAAACAGAAGUGCAACGCCUCCACUGCCACCUUUGCCAUUUCAAACCAAAGAAAUGACGAGUCCCCUGGUUAGUGAUGAUGAAGUGUUCCCGCUGUCUCCCCCAGAUAUAGUCUUCCCAGCCUCUUUGGCUGCACAGCAUUAUCUCCUGGAGGAAGAGAAGCGAGCAAAAGAAUUUGAGAAACUUCUAAAUACACAUAUUGAUGAACUGCAAAGACAUACAGAAUUUACUCUUAAUAAAUACACGAAGCUAAAACAAAAUAGACACAUAUGAGCUUUUAAACUCUUUCAUUUGCUUCCCCACCCCAAGAAAAAAAAGCUCUGGCAAAAUAUUGACAAAGCUGAAUAAUGAAACUGAGAAAUUUUGUUCUGUUUUCUUAAGUAAAUCGUUUCUGUCAGGUAGCCAGAAAAUAGUAAGUAUUUUGUUCGAUUAAGCUGUUUGUAUUUCUACAUUUACAUAAUAAAUUGUUUGGCUCUAGAGUUACUAUAAGAUAAACAUGACUACAAAAGAGAUUUUUUUUUCCCAGUCUAAGGAAUAUUGUGGAAUUAAAUAGGGGUUUUUAUCCCCACUUGAAUCAUGUAUACUGAAUACCCAUUUCCUCUGUAACAACACAAAACCAGGGAAAGGGAAUGUCACAUUCCAAAUAGCACACUGAGUGCGGCUCAGUUGUACUAGGUUUGAAAACUCAAGGAUUUUUAAAAAUGAGAAGCAUUAUUUUGAGCCAUGUGAACAUCCUAAAAUUUCUUUUAGGGAAAAAAAAAAAAAAAAGCAUAGCUUUACUGGUUCUGCAUUCAUCCUUGUAAUGUUUUAACACAACGUUUUAA